GCCCAGAACCCCGGUCCCGUGAUGACGUAAUUUGCAUGUCAAGAUGGCGUCGGCGGAAGCAGAGGACGGUCAGCUGAGCCCGAGAGCCAGCCUCAACCACGGGAAGCCUCUUCACCCGGGCACGGCCAAUCGGCCUGCAGUCCAGGCUUAUGCAGACGAAGCCAUUCUGAUAGACGAAGAAGUUGACUGUGCGUACACCGUGGCUGACAAGCACCCUCUGCCCACCGUGGUGGUGGAGGACAUGUCUGGGGAAAUGGAGCUGCUUCCCAUGAAAUCCGCCAUGUCCAGCCGCCGCCCGCGCUCCCCCUCCACAUACGUCCCUGACGUGGACGACACCGGCUCUUUCCCCCCUCCCAGCGGCAAGCGGAGGAUGUCCCGGGAUGUAACACCGCGGCGAAAGCAAAUCAGCUUCAUGGACGAGCGCCGUGGGAAGACACCGCCCAAACGGUCAUCGCGGGGACGCAGGUCUGUGUCGCAGUCUUCGACAGAUAGCUACAGUUCAGCGUCGUAUUCCGGGAGCUCGUCCGAUGAAGAUGACGUCUCUCCAAGGGAAAAGCACCAGGAUGCCACAUCGGCACAGGUACACACCAAUGGUGCUUCAGCAAAUAAAGGAAGGGCUAAAACACAGACCAACUCCAAAGGGUUUUCUGACUUCUGUGUCAAGAACAUCAGGCAGGCUGCCUUUGGCCGCAGGGAGAUCGAGAUCGCUGAACAAGAGAUGCCGGGUCUGAUGGCUCUCCGGAAGCGAGCGUCAGGAGACACGCCCCUGAAGGGAGCCAAGAUCGCCGGCUGCACACAUCUCACUGCACAAGCUGCUGUACUAAUAGAGACCCUGGUGGCCUGUGGUGCCAGUGUGCGAUGGUGUGCCUGUAACAUCUACUCCACACAGAAUGAGGUUGCCGCUGCUCUGGCUGAAGCAGGUUAUCCCAUCUUUGCCUGGAGGGGUGAGACUGAGGAUGACUUCUGGUGGUGUAUAGAGAAGAGCAUCAGCUCCGAGGGCUGGCAGCCAAACAUGAUUCUGGAUGAUGGUGGGGACCUGACCCAUGUCAUGUACAAGAAGCACCCUCACAUGUUCGGCAUGAUCAAGGGCAUCGUGGAGGAGAGCGUCACCGGUGUUCACAGAUUGUACCAGCUCUCCAAGUCAGGAACUCUGACAGUCCCUGCCAUGAACGUGAAUGACUCAGUCACAAAGCAAAAGUUUGAUAACUUAUACAGCUGUCGCGAGUCAGUAUUGGAUGCGUUGAAACGCACCACGGACAUCAUGUUUGGUGGCAAACAUGUGGUGGUCUGUGGCUAUGGGGAGGUUGGGAAAGGCUGCUGCUCUGCACUUCGUGGCCUGGGUGCUAUUGUCUGUGUGACGGAGAUCGACCCCAUCUGUGCCCUGCAGGCCAGCAUGGAAGGCUUCAAGGUGGUGACACUGAAUGAGGUCAUCCGUCAGGUCGAUGUUGUCAUCACAGCAUCGGGUAAUAAGAACGUGGUGACCCGGGAUCACUUGGACCGCAUGAAGACUGGCUGUGUGGUGUGCAACAUGGGGCACUCCAACACUGAGAUUGAUGUGGACAGCCUGCGCACCCCCGAGCUGACGUGGGAGAAGGUACGGUCCCAAGUGGACCAUGUCCUCUGGCCUGAUGGCAAGAGGAUCAUCUUGUUGGCUGAGGGCCGUCUGGUGAACUUGAGCUGCUCCAGUGUGCCCUCCUUUGUGGUGUCCAUCACCGCUGCCACCCAGGCCCUGGCCUUGAUAGAACUCUUCAACGCUCCCGCCGGGCGCUACAAACAAGAUGUCUACCUCCUGCCCAAGAAGAUGGAUGAGUAUGUGGCAAGCCUCCACCUGCCAGCCUUCGACGCCCACCUGACAGAGCUGAGUGAUGAGCAGGCCAGGUACCUGGGCAUCGGGAAGGCCGGGCCCUUCAAACCCAACUACUACAGGUAUUGAGGCAUCAGAGAUGAGGAGGGAAGGGCAGAUGCCAUGACAGCUGUCUGUCACAGGAUUUACCCGACAGUCCCAACUCCAAUCGCUGCUAACAGGACCUGUCGGACUGUGGGCUCACACCAAAGGCAGCCGAGAUAUCCUCCUCAGAUACACCGUUUAGGGCUUUACAGUAUUCCCCCUUAUAAAAGCACACAUGACAGGGAACAUGAUUUGUAUUACCACGGAUAGAAUAAACAAGAUUCCCACACAAUCAAAAUUUCGUGUAGUCAACAAAGGAGCUGAAAAAUUGUCAAGUAAAUCUAGAUAGAUAUAAUGUGCAUUUAUAGGGAAAUACAGUACUCUAGCCUUGACUGUACGAUCAGCUUGUGUGCCAAGAUGAGAUGUAUCAUUACUGACAUUAGCAGGUGUUUGCUUUGAGCAAGAAUGGCACAGGAACAAAUUUCAUGCAAGUUAACAUAAUACUGCAAGCUGUAGCUUACUGCUAUGUACUACCUCUAUGGCCGGCGCUGCCUACUGACUGGAGUGAGAACCACCAGGCAUAAUGGUUUCAGAGACUGUCAGUGAUCAGAUGGUCUUCAAGUGUAGUUCACAUGAACUGCUUCUACAAAGCUGGUCUAUCUCAGAGUCUGUAAGAUUGUAACAAUUGGUGUCCGAAAUUUCAGGUUGACUUUUGAAUAACAAGGAUCUCUGGUGACUUGUAUCACAAUUCCACAACAACGUGAUGACAUACUGCAUGCACACAUGCAGCUCUCAUACAAGCAUUUUUUCAUAGCCUGAAGAAAGUUCUUAAGAAGAUAUUGCAGUUUUCUGAAAGCUAGUCUGCAAUCACAACUACAAUCUUAAAGUGAUGAAAGCCUAGACACAUACAUGUAUAGCCAUGGAAAUGUGAAACAUGUGCUCCAGAUUUUCCUGCGGAAUCAGAUACAUUAUGCCAGGUUGUUUUCAGUCGUCUCUCACAGCAAACAACUUUCCAUCUUAACAAAAAAGCAGGUUGAGAGGCAAUCGCAGCACAGACAACUUGCUUUUUGUCCUCCUGCAGAGAAAGUAAUUCUAUUUUAUAGUAGUAGUAACUAGCCACAGACGUGUAUAUUUAGAGUCAAGUUAAAAUGUGACCGUAAGUGGUGGAUCUAGACAGAUAAUUAUGGUACGCACCAAAAUUCUACAUUAAGUUAGUUUGCGAUUGGGGUGACACAAUUGUUUUAGUAACUGAUGAAGGAAAAUCAGAGGUAAACCACUAUAAAAUCAUCAAUGCUUACUUGAGAGAAGGAAGAACUAACUUGUUAGGUCUGUAUUCCAGACAGGGUAGAUGGUAAGAAUGCAGAUGAAAUGUUCUUAAUUAAGUACUCUCUUGUCUUAGAUAUGUGCACAUUUAAGAUGCAAAAUCUCACCUUACCACUUAGUAGAGAAAAGUAGUGUAUAAUUCUUGUGAUAUGUUUGAACUUUGAAGACCUUGCUUGAGAUUCUUUAAGGUUUGCAGAUAAGUGUGGAUAUAUCCAGUGUGAUAGUAAGUAUACUGCACUGCAUAUCACUCGUUUCUUUCUCCCAGCUCUGUUUCAUUGUUAUAUUUAACAAUCGAUCCAACAAAUGCACCGUGAAACGUCAGUCUGAAUUACACACUCUAUGGCUUAUAUUCAUAGUAACUUUGUCUUACUUCAUUCCAACAUAACAUGCAGACAAAGCCAUAGAUAUCUGGCUAAUAUUUAGAACUGAACAAUGGAAUCUACAUGAAGUUUUAGUAACAUGUAUGAAGAUACAAAAUUAAAAAUCAAGAAUGAAAUUCAGGUGUUGCAUUUCUGACUAUGAAUUGACAUUUGUGGUUGAUUGUAUAAGCUAA
Molecule: messenger RNA, 3764 nt
Organism: Branchiostoma floridae (Florida lancelet)
Lineage: Eukaryota; Metazoa; Chordata; Leptocardii; Amphioxiformes; Branchiostomatidae
Product: S-adenosylhomocysteine hydrolase-like protein 1
Exons: 20
Coding region: 44-1933 (629 amino acids)
Biological process (GO): L-methionine cycle
Cellular component (GO): cytosol
Source: RefSeq, a predicted model, not a curated record